GUCGCCAAAUAUCUUGGGAAUGUCAAGAUGCACAGCUCGCUGGAGAGCAAUACCCUCGGUCCCAAUGUCUGGGACUACGAUCUGAUAUUGGAGAAGAUCGGUUAUGGAAAAACGCAAUGGAUACUCCUGCUUGUCAGCGGGCUGUUGACAAUCACAUCGGUUGCAUCCCAACAAGUCAUGGGUAUUAUUGUGAUCGCCUCGCAUUGUGAGUUUGAAACGACACAGGCUGAAAAAGGCGUGAUGAUGGCGGCUAGUGUUACAGGUAUUUUUCUAUCGACCUAUAUAUGGGGAUACAUAAGCGACGAUAUAGGACGCCGGAAAGUUCUACUCUAUGGUAAUUUCGCUAGCAAUGCCCUGCAAUUUAUUCUGAUGUUCGUUACCAGCGUUUGGGUCUUUAACAUUAUCAACCUCCUUGUUGGAAUCAGUGUCGGUGCAGUGUCGGCAGCACUCUAUGCAUAUCUAAGUGAAUUCAAUAUACCCCGACAUCGAGCGGUGGCGAUUAAUUAUUCGACAAUGUUUGUUAGUGUUACGGCAAUAUAUGUUCCAGCAACUGCUUGGCUGGUGCUUUCCUCAAAUUGGGCCAUUACCAUUGGGGAUUUUGUAUUUCGGCCAUGGCGUCUACUGCUCCUAGUUAGUCUUCUCCCAGGACUUAUUGGCGGCUUGAUAUUAUUAUUAUAUCCUGAGAGCCCGAAACUGUUACUAUCACAAGAUAAGAACAAGGAGGCUGUAGAAGCCGUUGGAUGGAUUAGCAAAUUUAACCGAGGCAAAUCAAUACAUCAAGUCCUAAAUUGUGAUGAGUUCACACUGAAAUCAGAAGAUCCAGCUGGCGAAAAUUUGUUGGCCGAAAGCCAAGGAUGUGGUAUAUUAUCCAAAAUUUGCAGAGCCACAGUUCCACUCUUCCACAAGCCCCAUGGAUUUAAUUUCAUUCUUUGUAAUUUGGCACUGUUUGGAAUGUUUUUCAGUUCAAACGGGAUGCAACUUUGGUUUCCAGAAAUUGUCAACCGCUCAUCGGGUGCAGAAAAUAAUUCUUCUACAGUCUGCGAAAUUCUGAGUGUACCUGUAGAAAAACCCAACGUAACUGAAACUUUGGACUGCUCUGAUCCCAUUUCGAGCAAAACCUAUAUCGACAACCUUAUUGUAGGCUUUGCAUUUUUAAUUGGUUUCUCUAUUCAAGGAGUGAUACUUAAUCCUUUGGGUCGAAAGAAUGUCCUGCUAGCGGCCCUUGCAGUUGCAGUUCUGAGCGGAGUUUUGCUGCACUUUAUGGAAAAUCCCACGGGAGUACUUGUCUUAUUUUGCCUUUACAUUCUUUUGCCUGGUCUCUCGAUUUCAAUUAUGAUAGGCGCCAUCGUUGAUCUGGUUCCCACAAACUUGAGAUCAAAGGCAGUUAGCUUUUGCAUGUCCCUGGGACGACUUGGCAUCAUCGCAGCUACAAACUUAAUGGGCGUUAUGCUCCAACCUUAUUGCAAUACCACCUUUGCCAUGUUUACUUGCACUCUUAUUGUGUGCAUUGUUAUUGUUCAUUACCUGCCAAUUCGGAACUCAGCUUAAAUCGUUUUUCAUCUUUGUCUUUGUAUAUUUUUUCUUCUUCAAUUUUUAUUAUUAAAUGUAUAAAUA
Messenger RNA from Drosophila takahashii, 1614 nucleotides. Its product is annotated as synaptic vesicle glycoprotein 2C. NCBI's taxonomy places the organism in Eukaryota, Metazoa, Arthropoda, Insecta, Diptera, Drosophilidae. Gene Ontology annotation, molecular function: transmembrane transporter activity. Gene Ontology annotation, biological process: transmembrane transport. The record is from RefSeq and is a predicted model, not a curated record. Gene Ontology annotation, cellular component: membrane.